Molecule: messenger RNA, 864 nt
Organism: Fusarium vanettenii 77-13-4
Lineage: Eukaryota; Fungi; Ascomycota; Sordariomycetes; Hypocreales; Nectriaceae
Exons: 2
Coding region: 98-775 (225 amino acids)
Cellular component (GO): nucleus
Source: RefSeq, a predicted model, not a curated record
CUCGACUCUCCUCAUCCAUCAUUUGCUUCCCGCAAAGUCCAUAAAAAGGAUAUCUCCAGAGUCGCAUUUCACUAUCGAAAACAGCAACCUCAUAAAAAUGUCUCACUGCCACGACGAGCACGUCGGUCACGGCGGUCACGACCAUGACCAUGAGCACGACCACUCGGACGACAUCACUCCCGCCGUGCAGCACUCUCUGUACAGCCAAAUCAACUUUGACCACAUUGUGACGCUCAACGAGGCUCAGCGGGAUGUUGGGCAGGCUGUCGUCAAGAAGACGUGGCAGGAGAGGCUCAGCGUGGAGCCUGAGCUGGCGAGUGAUGUGGAUGAGCAGCUCCUCAUGACGGUGCCAUUCACUUCUCAAAUCAAGCUUCACUCUAUUCUCAUCCGCACUUCCCCCUCCGCAUCAGCCCCAAAAACCCUUCACCUCUUCAUCAACCGCGACGACAUCGACUUUGCCGCCGCCGAAGAGCUCGACCCCGUACAAACCCUCGAACUCUCCCAGACGGGUGAACUCCAGGAAGUCCCCGUCCGUAGGGCGCUCUUCGGCAAGGUCCAGCGGCUUGUCCUCUUCUUCCCGGACAACUUUGGCGACGGAGACGAGGACGUCACGAGGGUUUCGUACAUUGGGUUCAAGGGCGAGUGGACGCAGCUUGGCCGAGCGCCUGCUAAUAUUAUCUAUGAGGCUGCGGCGCAGCCUGGGGAUCACAAGAUCAAGGGGACGAGUGUGAAUCAGAUGGGGAGUGGGAUUGGGGGGAGGGGACCUGGGGCGUAGAUGAAGCAGUCAAUGGGAUCGAGUAGAUCAAGACUAUCCCAGCAGAAGAAUGAAUUAAAAUAAAGAGAAAAUAUAAGUUUCAUCAAAAG